GGACGAGAAAAGAAUAUAAACUGUUUAUUCAAAAUCGAGUUGUAGAAAUUAGGAAGUUAAUUGAUCCGAAAUCGUGGCGUCAUGUGCCAACCGACCAAAAUCCCGCGGACGUUCUUUCUCGUGGUUCACUUGCAUCGGAAUUGAAAGGAAUGCGUAGUUGGUGGUGUGGUCCGGACUUCCUGCAAGGUGACGAGUCUGGCUGGCCAAAGAAUACCAAGUUUCAAGGGGAUAAUUUCGCAGCUCAAUUGCCCGAAUUUGAAGAAAUACAAUCUGUGUCUACAACCUUGGUUCAGGAUGAGAAAUCAACUAUUGGCGAGUUAAUCGAUUGUCAAUUACAGCGAUUAUGA
Molecule: messenger RNA, 347 nt
Organism: Paramuricea clavata
Lineage: Eukaryota; Metazoa; Cnidaria; Anthozoa; Malacalcyonacea; Plexauridae
Source: the annotation of a GenBank genome assembly